Ceratotherium simum simum (southern white rhinoceros) is the source of this 1643-nucleotide messenger RNA. RefSeq names its product organic anion transporter 7-like. Gene Ontology annotation, molecular function: transmembrane transporter activity. The record is from RefSeq and is a predicted model, not a curated record. Gene Ontology annotation, biological process: transmembrane transport. Lineage: Eukaryota; Metazoa; Chordata; Mammalia; Perissodactyla; Rhinocerotidae.
ACCUCUUCAGCAUCCAUGGGUUUUCAGGACUUCCUGGAACAAGUUGGAGGCCUGGGGAGAUUCCAGAUCAUUCAGAUGGUUUUCAUUUGUAUCUCCAACAUCAUAGUAUACCCUCGUAUACUAUUGGAGAACUUCACUGCAGCCAUCCCUGGUCACCGCUGCUGGGUCCACAUACUCGACAAUGGCACUGUCUCUGCUAAUGCUACUGGGAUCCUCAGCCAAGACACCCUCCUGAGAAUCUCCAUCCCACUGGAUUCAAGCCUGAUGCCAGAGAAGUGUCGUCGUUUCCGCCACCCCCAGUGGCAGCUCCUUCACCUGAAUGAGACCUUCCCUAACAUGAGUGAACCAGACACAGAGCCCUGUGUGAAUGGCUGGGUGUAUGACCGAAGCUCCUACUCCUCCACCACUGUGACUGAGUGGGACCUGGUAUGCGAAUUUCAGUCACUGCUCUCAGUGUCUAAAUUCUUAUUCAUGGCUGGAAUGCUGGUGGGAGGCAUCAUAUAUGGCCAUUUAUCAGACAGGUUUGGAAGGAGGUUAAUGCUCAGAUGGUGUUUGCUCCAGUGUGCCAUUGCUGACACUUGUGCAGCCUUUGCUCCCACCUUCCUCAUUUACUGCUUGCUGCGCUUCUUGGCUGGCCUUUCUGUCAUCACCAUCUUGCUAAAUGGCACUAUGCUCAUUUUAGAAUGGACAUUGCCCCAAUUCCAAGCCUUGGGAAUGACACUGACAGUUUGUUCCUACAGUGUUGGACAGAUAAUAUUAGGAGGUCUGGCUUACGUCAUUAGAGACUGGCGCACCCUCCAGCUGGUGUUUUCUGUGCCAGUAUUUGCCAUCCUUCUGUCUUCAAGGUGGCUGGCAGAGUCUGCUCGGUGGCUUAUCAUCACCAACAAACCCAAGGAGGGCUUAAAGAAACUUAGACAAGUAGCACACAGAAAUGGAAGGAAGAAUGUUGGAAACACCCUAACCCUGGAGGUUUUGAGAUCCACCAUGCAGGAGGAGCUGGAAGCAGCACAAAACAAAUCUUCUCUGUAUGACUUGUUCCGAACACCCAGCAUGCGUAAAAGGAUGUGUGUACUAUCCCUUAUGAGAUUUACAACCCUCAUUCCCUUUUUUGGCCUGAGUCUCCACAUCCAACACUUGGGGAAAAAUAUUUUCCUGUCCCAGAUUCUUUUUGGUGUAGGCACACUCCCGAGCAAUUAUGUUGCACUUUUGGCACUGAAUCACCUGGGCCGUCGAGUCAGCCAGAUGACUUUCCUGUUCCUGCUGGGAAUCUCCAUUCUGGUCACCACAUUUAUACCUCAAGGAAUGCAGACCCUGCGUGUGGUUUUGGCAGCUUUGGGAAUAGGAGUUUCUUCUGCUGCUAUCACCAGUUCCGCUACCCAUGGAAAUGAACUAAUCCCCACUGUAAUCAGAGCAAUAGCUAUAGGAAUCAUUGGAGUUGCUGCUAAUAUUGGGGCAGCCGUAGCUCCUCUCUUGAUGAUCCUAACAGUGUAUUCCCCACACCUGCCCUGGAUCCUCUAUGGAGUCUCCCCCAUCCUCGCUGGACUUCUUGUCCGACUCCUUCCUGAAACCAGGAAUCAGCCUCUGCCUGACUCCAUCCAGGACGUGGAAAAGGAGUGAGUAAACCCUCUAACUGUCCCUUAUGG